GAUCCGCACGACAAAGUUGCCACAACAGGAGGAGAAAAGACGCAGUAAAAAGUUUCUCUCCGCAGGGAUGGAUGCGUUUCACACCGCAGUUUUUCUUUUCUGUCCUCCAACGGCUGUUCGGGAAAAAACCGACUGGAUAUAAGGACCGUUACACGUGUUGGAUUUUUUCCACCUGUUUUUCUCAUUCUUUGGAUUGUUUCACUGAAAAUUAACACUACAAACGGAGCUUCGCUUGCGAACACAGAUUUUUUUUUUUCCCCACCCUUUUAAAAAUGCGUUUUUCUCCGCAGUCCCGCAAUUUUGCGUGGCGUGCCGUGUUUUUCUUGCUGGUUUUGAGAGUACAGAGAGGAUCUGGUGCGAACACAAAGACGUGUCCUCCUCCCUGCGCCUGUUUUGGGGAACUUUUGGACUGCAGUCGGCUGAAAAGGGGCCAGAUUCCACACACCAUCCCGGACUGGACAGUCCAACUAGACCUGAGCCAUAACAAAUUGCAGUUGAUUGACGGAUCUAUGUUCUCCAAAAUACAACAUUUGCGUGAAAUAAAGCUGAACCACAAUGAACUGGAGGCGAUACCGGAUUUGGGCCCUCACGUUUCAAACGUCACAACGCUAAUUUUAGCAAACAACAAGAUCACCAGGAUCUCUGUUGAGCGGCUGACGCCUUUCCACGCUCUGGAAACACUCGACCUCAGCAACAACAACAUCGUGGAUGUAAAGGCCAACUCCUUCCCGCUCUUCCUCUGAAGAACUUGUUUCUCAACAACAAUCGUAUCUCCUCGCUGGAGACGGGUUGCUUCUCCAAUCUGUCGGACAGCCUAGAGGUUCUGCGGCUCAACCGAAACCGCCUCUCCACCAUUCCAGCCAAAAUAUUUCAACUACCCAAUCUCCAAC
Thalassophryne amazonica is the source of this 890-nucleotide messenger RNA. Its product is annotated as leucine-rich repeats and immunoglobulin-like domains protein 3. Gene Ontology annotation, molecular function: protein binding. Lineage: Eukaryota; Metazoa; Chordata; Actinopteri; Batrachoidiformes; Batrachoididae. The record is from RefSeq and is a predicted model, not a curated record. The transcript has 5 exons. Gene Ontology annotation, cellular component: extracellular matrix. The coding region runs from base 273 to 743 and encodes 156 amino acids.